GCUGCUCCUACUCUGGAUCCUGUGUUCGCGAUCAAUAACAAAGAAAAAUGCAGUGUGUGCGGUUAUUCAAACCACAAGUCAAAUCAGUGCCGUUUCAAAAAUUACACAUGUAAAAAAUGUAACCGGAAAGGUCAUUUGCGUAAAAUGUGCUCGCGUAAUGAAAAGGAGGUGAAGUGUAUUGAGGAAGAUCAGAAGGAUGUGGGGGAUGAUGUGCUCACAGGCUAGAUAUUACAAAGGCAAACCCAGGCCAGGCUUCGCGGUAGACGAAACAGUAUGGAUAACGAGACACAAAGGAAACAAAAAAUAUCAGUGGCAGGAAGGAGUAAUAAUUAAGAAAAUAGGUACAGUACUCUACGCAGUGUACGUGCCAAGUAUGAACUGUGAAGUAACCAGACACAUAGACCAGAUCCGAAGAAGAAAAACAACAACAACAGAAGGGAACUCUUAUCACAGUAAUUGGAGUCCAGACGUCAUACCAGAUAUAGAACCCGCUGACAGCGACGCGGCAGUGAGUCGUGACGCAACACCCUGUCCGUCACCGUCGCUUGCGGGUGAAUCACAGCUGGAGGAAGAGGGAGAGCCGGAGAGAGAAACUUCUUGUUGUCCAGAGUCGCCACCCCCGGCUGCCGUCAACCCCCGACGGCGAGAACUAACGCCAAUAGUCAAUUCGCCGCCUGCCGCUGACACUUCCAGUCCGAGCCCUGAGCCUGGCCUAGAUCCGUCUGUAGGAACUUCACGUUCGUUUUUCAAUUUCAGUGAUCUUUUUAGUUAAACAAACAAUAAUUUUGUAAUUAAUUGUAAACUAUGUGGGGGAGGGAUUGUUGGAUAUUUUGUGUAUGUGAUUGAGGGUAAACGGUAAUCUUUUAAUAAAACUCAGUGUGACUGUAACCGUGGUAUCAUUCGCAUAU
Molecule: messenger RNA, 908 nt
Organism: Pectinophora gossypiella (pink bollworm)
Lineage: Eukaryota; Metazoa; Arthropoda; Insecta; Lepidoptera; Gelechiidae
Product: zinc finger homeobox protein 4-like
Exons: 2
Coding region: 197-772 (191 amino acids)
Source: RefSeq, a predicted model, not a curated record